AUGCUUGCCGCCAGAGCAGCGAGAGCUCUCCCUCGAGGAGGCGCCGCCCGUCUAUGGAACCAAACCUCGGUUCGAUCGUCCUUGAGCUCCGUCUAUGCCAGGCAUCAGUCGACAGACCAGAAGGUUACCGGUGCCGUCGUUGGUAUCGAUCUCGGCACAACCAACUCUGCCGUCUGUAUCAUGGAGGGAAAGGUCCCAAAGAUUAUUGAAAACUCCGAGGGUUCGAGGACAACGCCAUCCGUUGUUGGUUUCACUUCCGACGGUGAGCGAUUAGUUGGUAUUUCCGCUAAGCGUCAGAGCAUUGUCAACUCUGAUGCCACCGUAUUUGCCACCAAGCGUCUCAUCGGAAGAAAGUUCACGGAUGCUGAAGUCCAGAAGGAUAUCAAGGAAGUCCCCUUCAAGAUCGUCCAGCACACCAACGGAGAUGCCUGGGUUGAGGCCCGUGGCGAAAAGUACAGUCCUUCGCAGAUUGGUGGUUUCGUCCUCGGAAAGAUGAAGGAAACUGCUGAGGGUUACCUUAGCAAGCCCGUUAAGAAUGCCGUUGUCACUGUCCCAGCUUACUUCAACGAUUCCCAGCGUCAAGCUACCAAGGAUGCCGGGCAGAUUGCCGGUUUGAACGUUCUUCGUGUUGUUAACGAGCCCACCGCUGCUGCUUUGGCCUAUGGUCUUGAUAAGGAUGCCGACAAAAUCAUUGCCGUCUAUGAUCUUGGUGGCGGUACAUUCGAUGUCUCCAUUCUCGAGAUCCAAAAGGGUGUCUUUGAAGUCAAGUCUACCAACGGCGACACCCAUCUCGGUGGUGAGGACUUCGAUAUCACUCUUGUCCGCCACUUGGUUGAGCAGUUCAAGAAGGAGCAGGGCAUUGAUCUGUCCAAAGAUCGCAUGGCUAUCCAGAGAAUUCGUGAGGCCUCUGAAAAGGCUAAAAUCGAAUUGUCCUCCAGCGCUUCCACUGAUAUCAACCUUCCUUUCAUCACUGCUGAUGCCUCCGGUCCAAAGCACAUCAACACCAAGCUUUCCCGGGCUCAAUUCGAGAACCUUGUCGGCCCAUUAGUCACCAAGACCAUCGAUCCAGUCCGAAAGGCUCUCAAGGAUGCCGGCCUUCAAGCCAAGGAAAUUCAAGAAGUCAUCCUCGUUGGUGGUAUGACCCGUAUGCCAAAGGUCAUCGAGACUGUCAAGAGCUUGUUCGGCCGUGAUCCUGCCAAGUCCGUCAACCCUGACGAAGCUGUUGCCAUCGGUGCUGCCAUCCAGGGUGCAGUCCUCGCUGGAGAAGUUACCGAUCUCUUGUUGCUCGAUGUCACCCCAUUGUCCCUUGGUAUUGAAACCCUUGGAGGCGUCUUUACUCGUUUGAUCAACCGAAACACCACCAUCCCUACCAAGAAGUCCCAAGUCUUCUCUACUGCUGCCGAUUUCCAAACCGCCGUCGAGAUCAAGGUUUACCAGGGAGAGCGUGAGCUCGUCCGUGAUAACAAGCUCUUGGGCAACUUCCAGUUGGUUGGAAUCCCGCCAGCCCAUCGUGGUGUUCCACAGAUCGAGGUUACUUUCGACAUCGAUGCCGACUCCAUUGUUCAUGUUCACGCCAAGGAUAAGUCCACUAACAAGGACCAGUCCAUCACCAUUGCUUCCGGUUCCGGUUUGAGCGACAGCGAAAUCCAGUCCAUGGUUGACGAUGCUGAGCGAUAUGCCGAGACCGACAAAGCCCGCAAGCACCUCAUUGAGACUGCUAAUCGCGCCGACAGCUUCAUCAACGAUACCGAGAAGGCCAUGAAGGAGUUUGAAGACAGGAUCGACAAGGCUGAAGCUGAGAAGAUCAAGGAGAAGAUCACUUCUCUCCGUGAAUUGGUUGGCCAAUCCCAAGGUGGAGAGAGCACCGUUACCGGUGAGGAACUCAAGGCCAAGAUGGACGAACUCCAGAUGGCUAGCUUGACCCUCUUCGACAAGAUGCACCAAGCCGCCCGGGAGAAGGAUGCCCCAUCGGAAAGCAGCUCCAGCGAGUCUUCUGAGGGCCAGAACUCCAAUACUGGAUCUGGCGAACAGAAGCAGUAA
Molecule: messenger RNA, 2040 nt
Organism: Orbilia oligospora ATCC 24927
Lineage: Eukaryota; Fungi; Ascomycota; Orbiliomycetes; Orbiliales; Orbiliaceae
Exons: 3
Coding region: 1-2040 (679 amino acids)
Biological process (GO): protein refolding; cellular response to unfolded protein
Cellular component (GO): cytoplasm; mitochondrion
Molecular function (GO): ATP hydrolysis activity; ATP binding; heat shock protein binding
Source: RefSeq, a predicted model, not a curated record